Molecule: messenger RNA, 1125 nt
Organism: Mesorhabditis spiculigera
Lineage: Eukaryota; Metazoa; Nematoda; Chromadorea; Rhabditida; Rhabditidae
Source: the annotation of a GenBank genome assembly
AUGUCGUUUUUAGGGGUCCCAACUUCGCUCGGCCAUGCGGUACAUAAACUGGCCCUCUGGGUACUUUUCGCCGUCAUCUUCAGCUCCAUCGUGAGAUUCAUAUUGCUCGUCGACCUCAACAAGCGAGUAUACAACCAUGCGCCCGGCCCAUGCCGACUCAUCCACCAAAUCACAAACGGAUCGGCAGGACUAGAAUUCUUGACGGCCGAAAAUCUUGUUUUCAUUACCACUGGGUUGGCAAAAUAUCGAGGUGUUACUAAUACUAAAUCCGGGCUUUUCACCUACUCAUUCCCGCCCCCUUCUGAUCAACCGGUUCGCCAUGAUGCUCAAGAAGUCAAGAUCGACAACUUUUCAUUGAACUUUGCGCCUUUCGGGUUGAGCGUCUAUUCAUCGAAAGGACGGCUUCACCUGUACAUCGUCAACCGGGCACAGCAACCGAAUUGUGUGGAAAGCUUUUCCUACAAUCGCGAGAAGCGGGUGGCCACGCAUCGGAAAUCAAUUUGCGACCCCAAAUUUACGAGUCUACAAGACAUUGUCGUCGUUGGGCCGGAUCGGUUCUUCGUCACAAACACCCAUUAUGCCCGUCAUAUACUGUUGCAAACGGCCGAGGCAGCCUUUCAGGCUUCAUCCGGCUCGCUGUAUCUAUUUGACGGUAAAACGGUUUCUUCGGCGGUUCCAUGGCUACCCACGCCAGGCGGGCUGGCCUUUGAUUCAAAGCGGAAUCUGCUCCAUGUUGGGCUGAUUCUAUCUGAGGCAAUCCGUGUCUAUUCCAUUUCCCCUUCGCUGGCUCUGACGCAGAAAACGGAGAUCUCGCUUCUGUCAUCGCCAAUGGGCAUCCAAAUCGAUGAGCAAUCUGGUGAUAUCUGGACAGCGCUAUUGCCAGUUGUCCACGAUGCCUUCUUUCAUCUCUCCGAUCCAGGGGAAGCUAGGAUAAAGGCUGCCUCGCAAGUUCUUAGGAUUCGGAUGCAAGAAGACGGCAUUUCUUGGGUAAUAACCGAGCCCUAUGCGAACGACGGCGCAACAAUUUCCGGUUCGGUUUCUGUCAUCUAUUUCCAAGAACAGAUGCUGAUCGGCUCGUUAUUCGGACGCUUGCUUCACUGCGACGUCGUCAACCCGCUCAUUACG